This is a messenger RNA of Varanus komodoensis (Komodo dragon), 1451 nucleotides long. It is a transcript of the gene SSTR5, whose product is annotated as somatostatin receptor 5. The transcript has a single exon. The record is from RefSeq and is a predicted model, not a curated record. Gene Ontology annotation, biological process: neuropeptide signaling pathway; cellular response to glucocorticoid stimulus; regulation of insulin secretion. Gene Ontology annotation, molecular function: neuropeptide binding; somatostatin receptor activity. NCBI's taxonomy places the organism in Eukaryota, Metazoa, Chordata, Lepidosauria, Squamata, Varanidae. Gene Ontology annotation, cellular component: neuron projection; membrane. The coding region runs from base 1 to 1113 and encodes 370 amino acids.
AUGGAUCCCGUGUGCUUUUCCACCACCCUUGGCCAAGAAGCCAUUCCUCCAGACGUCAACUUCUCCAUGCAGGCAAACGCCACAAAUAAUGAGACCCUCCCCAAAUGUCCUGCUCCCUCCAACAUCCGCUCGGUCUUCAUCCCAAUCAUCUACCUCCUGGUUUGUGCCAUUGGGCUCAGUGGCAACACCCUGGUCAUUUAUGUGGUUUUGCGCUACGCCAAGAUGAAGACUGUCACCAACAUUUACAUCCUAAAUCUGGCCGUUGCUGAUGUCCUCUUCAUGCUUGGCUUGCCCUUCCUGGCUACCCAGAAUGCCAUCUCCUACUGGCCCUUUGGGACCUUCAUGUGUAGGCUAGUCACAGCCUUUGAUGGCAUCAACCAGUUCACCAGUAUCUUUUGCCUGACUGUCAUGAGCCUCGACCGCUACCUUGCCGUCGUUCACCCCAUCAAGUCUACCAGGUGGCGUCAGCCAAGGGUCGCCAAGCUGAUCAGUGUUGGUGUCUGGACUUUCUCCUUUUUGGUAGUCCUGCCCAUCAUUAUAUUUGCGGAGGUCCAGGAGGCUUUUCUUACCUGCAAUAUGAGCUGGCCUGACCCUGUCGAGGUAUGGUCUGCAGUCUUCAUCAUUUACACUUCUGUGCUGGGGUUCUUUGGACCUCUCCUGGUUAUCUGCCUCUGCUACUUGCUGAUUGUGAUCAAAGUCAAGUCAUCUGGAAUCCGUGUUGGCUCAACAAGGCGCCGGCGCUCAGAGAGGAAAGUGACCAGGUUGGUGGUCAUCAUUGUGGUGGUUUUUGUCUUCUGCUGGCUUCCCUUCUACAUCGUGAAUAUUGUCAACCUGGUAUUCAUACUGCCCGAGGAGCCCAUCCUGGUGGGCGUUUUCUCCUUUGUGGUGGUUCUGUCUUAUGCCAACAGCUGUGCCAACCCUAUUUUAUAUGGAUUUCUUUCGGACAACUUCAAGCAAAGCUUUCAGAAGGUCUUGUGCCUCCAUAAAGACAGUGGCAUGGAAGAUGGGGAUCCAACUGAACUCCGACAGGAAAAGAGCAGCCGCCUGCGUGACGCCAUGCUGCCUCAGAGGAGUGUUGAAUCCAAUGGGCAUAUGCAGACUAGCAAGGUGUGAACAGCGUGUUCCCCUCUGGGAAACCCUUUCUCUUGAGUUAAACCCAUGAUGAGGACAAACCCAUCAGUGAUGAAAAGGCCGUUGCCAAGUCUUCACAUGCAAUGGACAGAGAUUGACUUUCUUUUCCCCGUCUGAUUACAGAUGGUCCAACUUAGCCAUUCUUUCCAGAGGGUAUCCUUGUUCAUCUCUUGCAGCAAAGACAACCAAGAGUCUUGUGGCACCUUAAGGGACAAGCCACUGAUUCUGGCACAAGCUGUUGCAGACUACGACAGCCCACUUCGUUGGACGCACAGAUCACUAGGGAGAGUUUCAGAUUAUCUGCUAUCUGAAAAAUGACC